Culex pipiens pallens (northern house mosquito) is the source of this 4414-nucleotide messenger RNA. RefSeq names its product tyrosine-protein phosphatase non-receptor type 9 (gene Ptpmeg2). Lineage: Eukaryota; Metazoa; Arthropoda; Insecta; Diptera; Culicidae. The transcript has 7 exons. The record is from RefSeq and is a predicted model, not a curated record. Bases 566 to 2707 code for a protein of 713 amino acids. Gene Ontology annotation, biological process: protein dephosphorylation. Gene Ontology annotation, molecular function: protein tyrosine phosphatase activity.
GUCGUGUGUUUUAUUCGUUGUUUAAUUUUGUGCCAACCGGAGUUCGACCUCGGACUUGCGUCGUUCCGGAGUUCCAGCGCAACAAGAGAAGAAUUUCGUGACGUGGGGAACUUCCGUUUCCGCUGACCCCUGCCAGCCCCGCAAGAAUCGAGGUGGUCGUCGUGGCUAACUGUGAAGUUCUGAAGUGCCCUCAAAACUGGUGGAAGAGCGGAGUGCCUCUUCUGGAGAAGAAGUGUGAAGGAAUUUCCCCCCCAUUGAAAGACAGCUGCUGUGGCCACAACAUUGGGCCAGCCUCCAACCAAAAGCAGCACCUCCAGAAGAGAGGGGCCUGCGCAAUAAUUGUUGUUAUUGUUGUUUAAAAAACAAGACAAGCCUUGAGUGUGUGUUUACUAUUGGCCAGUCCGUGUGGCACUCUGGAACCGAGUUCGGUUUGUUCUUAUCAGCGUAUUCGGUGGGAAUCCACUCUUCUCUGAAUGUCGUGCUAUUUUUGGCCAAGCCAACCAAAGUGUGUGAUUUCCUGGAAAAGUUAAAAGUUGCAAAGUUUGUCCAGUUUUUUUUUUCGUUUAUGCAAAAUAAAAUCGUUAUACUCUUGUUAGUGUUAAAAGUGAGCCCAAUUGGAGAAAACCUGGACGCCGUAGAACCAACGUCGCCGCCGCCCGCUUCCAAGAUGUCCCAAGAAACGGCGGUCAAACAGUUCAUCGACCUGAUCAACAGCUCCAGCGGCAGCGACCCGAACCGGAAGGCGGUCACGCCGGCCAUCGCGACCAAGUUCCUGCUCGCGCGCAAGUUCGACAUUCCCCGGGCGGUGGCCCUGUACGAGCAGCACGAGCUGAUCCGGUCGCGCGAGGGCCUGUACGGGUUCGAUCCGCUCGUCGACCCGCUGCGCUCGGAGCUCGAGACGGGCAAGUUCACAAUACUGCCCGGCCGGGAUGCCAGCGGAGCUGCCAUCGCGCUGUUCACCGCUCAGCUGCACUAUCCGGACAUCGUCACACACAAAACCACGCUCCAGGGCGUGGUGUACCAGCUGGACGUGGCCCUGCAGAGUGCGGACACGCAGAAGGCCGGCCUGGUGUUCAUCUACGACAUGAGCACCUCCAAGUACUCCAACUUUGACUACGACCUGUCGCAGAAAAUACUCACCCUGUUGAAGGGCGGCUACCCGGCCCGGCUGAAGAAGGUCCUCAUCGUGACCGCCCCGUUAUGGUUUAAGGCGCCGUUCAAGAUCCUGCGGUUGUUUGUGCGCGAGAAGCUCCGCGAGCGCGUCUUCACCGUGUCGAUACCCCAGCUCAGUCUGCAUGUGCCCCGGGACUCGCUGCCGGUGCGAUUAGGCGGCACGCUGGAAAUCGAUCAUUCCUCAUGGUUGCUUCACUGCUACAAAUCCAUGACGAAUCGUGAGGACGAAAUAGUCGCCGGUCAGCAACAGACCCAGAACGGUACCUCCCAGGGAACGAUGGGAAGUGGCGGCACAACGACAGUUACCACGGCCAUCCUGGACCCACAUCUGGCCGGUGGCGGCAUCAUAACCGAUCUCUCCGCCGAUGGCAACAACCUGGACCACGACGGAUCGAUCCCCGGCGACGAUGACAUCUCGGACCUGGCGGCGGCGGCCGCUGGCCACCAUCACGGACAUCACCUGCACCACAACAGCACCACCACCGGCAGCAGUACGGGGGCGAGCCACCACGAGCUGUGGAGCGAAAAUCCACCGAGCAGUGCGUCGUCCGGCUUCAGCGACGACGACAGCCUGGCCGGGGCCGAGGGCGACCCCAAGACGAUAGAGCAGAUCGUGCAGAUGGUGCGCGAGCGGGGCAAGCAGGGCCUGAUACGGGAGUACGCGGAAAUUAAGGCGCGCGCCCCGGACGGGAGCUUCACGCACGCAAAAACCCGCAACAACCUGGCCAAGAACCGGUACACGGACGUGCUGUGCUACGACCACAGCCGGGUCGUGCUGUCCCAGGAGGACGAGGACCCGACGUCCGACUACAUCAACGCGAACUUUGUCGACGGGUACAAGCAGAAGAACGCGUACAUCUCGACGCAGGGCCCGCUGCCGAAGACGUCGUACGACUUUUGGCGGAUGGUCUGGGAGCAGCACUGCCUGGUGAUAGUAAUGACGACCCGGGUGAUGGAGCGCGGUCGGGUCAAGUGCGGCCAGUACUGGGAGCCGACGGAGGGUGCGCUGGCCGAGUACGGCUGCUACCAGGUGCGGACGAUGACGGUAGAGGCGAACGAGGACUACACCGUGGCCGAGAUGGAACUGAAGAAUACUAAGACUGAUGAGGUGCGUUGCGUGUCCCACUGGCAGUUUACCAGUUGGCCGGACUACGGCGUCCCGGCGUCGGCCCGGGCCAUGCUGAACUUCCUGCAGCGUGCCCGCGAGAAGCAGGCCGAGAUGGUGCGGUCGCUGGGCGAUCUGUGGGCGGGUCAUCCGCGCGGGCCGCCAAUCGUGGUGCACUGCAGCGCCGGGAUCGGCCGAACGGGGACGUUCAUCACGCUGGACAUUUGCAUAUCGCGGCUCGAGGACGUCGGGACGGCCGACAUCAAGGGCACGGUCGAGAAGAUUCGCUCGCAGCGGGCGUACUCGAUCCAGAUGCCCGAUCAGUACGUGUUCUGCCACCUGGCGCUGAUCGAGUACGCGCUGACCCGCGGGCUGCUCCAGUCGGCGGACCUGUCCGGGUUCGACGAUCGGGACGAUGACUCCGAGUAGAGCGGCGGCAAUCCAGCGAUUGCCUGCUGCGAGGUUGUAGAAUAGGCUAUGUGCGGUUUUGUUGCGCGGUUCUUUUUCUGUUUUCGUGUAGACUUUAGGGUGAGAUUGAGGAGCCUGAGUGCGGGAUGCGUGGGAUGUCUGAGAGUGUGCGCGGUUGCAAACAUUUCAAAGAACAUAAAUAUUUUAAAAAUCUUUACACAAUGAUAGUGAGAGAUGCAAACUAUUUUAAAUUUCUAUAGAUACAUUGUUUAGGUACCAUACAUCAUUACAAAUAAAACAAAUAUCAUGCUAGAUUUUGGUUAACUACUCUCAACCCUUUCUCGACAUCCCAAUUUGAACUGCUUGCGCGUCUCGAGCCCCCACCCUUUGUUUCUCUCGAUUUUCCCGCAGAGAAGUUGUGUAAAUAUUGUUCAGUUAGCAGAUCCUUACGCGAGCAGAUUCCUUAAGCUGCUAAACGAAACUCAAAUCCAAACACACACGCACCUACACUAGUAAGACGAAAAAUUCCAAUGCUUAUGAUUCGCUGUCCUGUCCAGGCUUCCGCCAAGGAGCAGCCGGAACCGGUGUGAAAACGAGGAGAUUUCAAUUACCGCUAGUAUCACCACAAACUCAUUCACACACACACACGUGCGCGCUCUUUCCCGUGAUGAGACUAGAAAGUCAUUGCUUAGUAACUACAUAUAUAUUUUUGCAAAACCGAAAUGGGAGCAUCAAAAAGUUAGAAACGGAACACGAAAAGAGGGAACUUUGCCAACCGAAAAAAAAAACAAAACAGUCCAGUGAAAUGUGAGAUAGAGAGGGGAAAAGGGUUAGGAAAACGGAGAAAAGAACACUAAAACAAAGAGAAGGAUCAUUUAUUUUGUCUAUUUAUUUUUAGAAACUUAGUAGUUCCGAAAUCAGAUAGUUAAAGUACCAUACACUAGUGAAAACAACAACAACGUGAAACAAUAAUCGUCUCAAAACGCAACCAUUAAUAGUGCGAGCAAAAUGAAAGCGCUGAAAAGAAGCAGAACGAUAGAAAAUCUGUAUUUUGCCAUUUCAAAGUUGUCGCAGAAGAGCCAGUCUGCACACAAACACACAAUACUUUUACCAUCCUUUUACGAUACAAAUACAUGAAAGUAAAGUAAAUGCAACAUAUUUAAAAGUAUCAAAUGAAGCAGAUAAUUUUUAGUAAACUAUUAAAUAACAAGGAUCAAAAAACCAAGUAACUGAUAUUAAGAAAAGUAUAAAUCUAACAAAAGAAACAAAAAAUAUAUUAAUUCAAUGGCAAAGGAGAAAACAAAAUAAGCAUAAACGUUUAAACAAAAAAAAAAACGGUCGAAACGGUCAGCUUGACCCGCGCGGCAGUCACGGCGCACCCGAGCUGGGGGACGCAACCUUUUGGAGCUAAAUUCACUACAGCAGAUAACUUAAGGAUUGCAGAAGACGAAGAAGAAAAAAAACACUCACUCCUACACGACACAAACACCCCCACAACUUGAUCAUCAUCAAAUUGAUCUAUAGUUAAGCGCUGUUUAUUUAUUGGACGACGAGAAGGGAUCGCAACAAGUCAACAAAGGCGGUGAAAAAAACAGCAGUGAAAAAACGGGGUUCGCCCCCUGUUGUCAUCGGCGGCGCGAAACCAUCAUGCAAAGAGUAAUAAUCACUAAAGGAAGAUGAUUGAAAAAAGUGAUGUGAGAAAAACGAAAUAUAAUCAAUUUAAAAAGA